Molecule: messenger RNA, 1983 nt
Organism: Parascedosporium putredinis
Lineage: Eukaryota; Fungi; Ascomycota; Sordariomycetes; Microascales; Microascaceae
Source: the annotation of a GenBank genome assembly
AUGGCGGCCGUCGCCCGGCCCCCAAGAUGUGCGCUCUGUCACGGGCUGGAGGCUGAACACUUCGUCGUCGACGCCUCUCUGCUCGAGGGAGCCGCCGAGAAGUGCAAGAUGUGCCACAUCAUUCACACGGCCGUCAAUAGCUUCUUCGCUCCAGGGGUCGUGGACCACAUCGAGUGUCUUUCCGACGGCCCUCUUUACCUGACUGUGAAAGUACAGGGCAGGGCUGAUCAGUAUGUUGAGGUUUUUACAGAGCACGGUUGCGGCCGGAACAUUGAAACAAGUCUAAAACCCGACGGGUAUGUUCCCUUGAUUCGCAAGUGGCUGGAGGACUGCGAACAAAACCACCCCCAAUGCCAAUGGCCUGAGCCCAAGUUUCUUCCGGCCAGGGUCAUCGACGUGGGUACCUCCAAUGAGACGAUGAAACUUUACAUUUCACGGGAAAGAGAGGAGGCUCGAUACGUCGCCCUCAGCCAUUGCUGGGGGUGCCGAUUUGUGGACGUUACGUGCAUGUCGAACUUCGUCAAACGAUUGAGCAGGAUAGAAAUCAGUGAAGCAGCCAAGACCUAUCAUGACGCUAUCGAACUGACUCGAGCGUUGGGGUUCAGGUUUAUCUGGAUUGACUCCAUCUGCAUAGUUCAGGAUGACAGACACGAUUGGGCGCGCGAGGUUACCAAAUUGAAGGAUGUGUAUCGAAACGCUACCCUAACUAUUGCUGCAGAUUCCGCCAAGGCGUCACUUGACGGGUUUUUGGGGACCCUGCCGGCUCGCGCCACGGCUCACUGGACGCGUUCCAUCAAAACGACCGCCGACGACUCAACUCGAGUCACCGUAUAUGCCCGACUGCGAUACAAGAACCCGGUCAACCCUGACACGGCUCCACACUCGAGCGGGCCAGUUCGUCCAAGUAAACUAUCAACGCGGGCAUGGGCCCUACAAGAGUUCCUCCUCUCAGCCCGCAUCGUCCACUUUUACGAGGAGGAGAUUGUAUGGUCAUGCUAUUCGCUGCAGCGUUGCGAAUGCCGUGCUCUGAGCGCACCGCCCAGCCCAAACUACUUCCGCAAGCUGUUCUCCUUGAAGACCACGCUACCGAUGGAGCUCCUCAAGGAGUGGCCCGGGGUAGUCCAACAGAUGACUAACAUGGACUUUACGAUCGACACGGACAGGUUGCCGGCACUCUCAGGCCUAGCGGACGUAGUGCGUGGCCAGACGGCCUCCUCGGAGUACUAUACGGCGCUUGAGGGGGAGAGGGGAAACGCCCCUGAGGUCAAGCCCCUGUUGACCGUCAUGGAAACUGUCAGUCCUACGCUUUCAACAACCAACCCUUACGGCCCUGCAGAGAGUUUCUCCAUUCGAGUCCACGGCCAGAUCCUCCCCGUCGAGUUUGACACUACGAUUGACAGGUGGCAGCUUGAAUUGCUCGGGCCUAGAACCAGACCCGCCGACAGGAAAUUAGACCGGGCCAUCGACGAUGCCAGUCCCAGCCGAACGGACCCCACUCUCAGGGCCAUCGAGCUCCGCAGGAGGCAGCAUCCCACCUGGGACGUGAUUCGGGAGCCAGGACAGAGUCUGCACACGACUAAUGGGCGUCUAGUUGUCAGGCCCAUCUUCAUUUUUGACGUGUUUUUGGACUCACCGGAGGUGCCGGAGGCACCCGGCACGUCGGGGGCACGGCUUCUCACCCCGAUACGAGGCUACUAUUUGAUCCGCGCGGGUUGCUAUAUCUGGGGCGGCGAGCUCUCGACCAGCUCGACAGAGGUAGUAGCCCUUAUCCUCGAGAGGGUCGGCGAGGCGCCCGAUGGAACGGACAUUUUUGUUCGCAAGGGCAUCGCAUUGCAUGCGUUUGAUGCUGAGAGGGAUUGGGGGAUGUCUUGGCCCAGACCAUCAUUCUCGUCUAACUCGGAAGCCUUGUCCUCUGCUCUACUGAUCAUGGACUAUAUCUAUGAUACUGAUGCUACCAAGUUCGUAUUAAUGGGGAUGGCUUAG